Molecule: messenger RNA, 961 nt
Organism: Linum tenue
Lineage: Eukaryota; Viridiplantae; Streptophyta; Magnoliopsida; Malpighiales; Linaceae
Source: the annotation of a GenBank genome assembly
CACUCCCUUCCCGCCAUCCUUGAACAACAGCAAAAACCUCUCAAAACCACCCCAAAGAACGCAACACCUCUCCAUGUAACAUUUCAUAUUAAAAAAAAAGGGGAAUCCAUGGCGACAGCCCUCUCGAAUCUCUCCAGAGGCUCCUCUUCGUCGUCACCGAUGACACCUCCGAGGAGCGCCAUGGAGUCAUGCUUCGUAUCCACACGAGACGGGAUCGUUCUCCAUGCCAGGCUCUUCAAGCCCACCCCCACCACCGCUGAACCUUCCCCUUCCCCUUCCCCUUCCGCCUCCGCCCAAGCCGCCACCGCGGUGGUUCUCGUCCAUCCUUACUCGAAACUCGGCGGCUGCCAGGUCAUCAUGCACGGCAUUGCCUCCAGGCUCUCCAUCAAAGGGCUUACCGCGGUCACAUUCGACAUGAGAGGUGUCGGAAGAUCAACCGGCAAGUCCUCCAUCACCGGAAUCCCCGAAAUCGAGGAUGUUGUCGCUGUCUGCAAUUGGGUUUCCGACAACUUGCCUGUCGACAGGAUCUUGCUUGUCGGGUCAUCCGCAGGAGCUCCAAUUGCUGGCUCGGCGCUGGAUCACCUGGAGAAAGUAGUGGGAUACGUGAGCAUAGGCUAUCCUUUCGGCUUGGCAGCUUCGUUUCUGUUUGGAAAGCACUACAAGCCAACGUUGAAGGCGAGGAAGCCGAAGCUGUUCAUAAUGGGGAGUGCAGACUGGUUCACGAGCGUGCGGCAGCUGAAGAGCAAGGUGAAGAGCUGCGAUGGCAGAGCAGAGAUGCAUCUAAUACAGGGAGCUGGUCAUUUUGAAGUAGAAGGCCCUGCUUUUGAUUCCGUCAUGGUCAAUUUGAUUGUAGAGUUCCAUGAAACGCUAUAAAACUGAUUGACAUUUUCUUUUCCUGUAUGAAAGUUGCAAUACUCAAUCAUGGAAUGGAAGUAACGUUCUUUGGGCUCUGGUUUAAGAG